AUGGGUUCCCUCCGCGCCCGCGAGGGCCGCCGGGACCUAGGGAGCCCGCAGGGCCGGCGGGCCCCCAUUGGGCGGAUUGAACGCGAGCGCGGCGCUGAUUGGCUGGCCGGGCGCGGCUUUGCAACAUUCAAACCGGGCAGCCCGGCGAGCGGCGGGGGUCAGCAUCCUCAGAUGCCCAACCUGGCCCAAAGAGGGGGCAUUUUGCACUGGAAGAAGGCAUUCUGCCAGACCCUGAGGUCCCUCCUGGAACCGUCUCACCUGGAAGCUGGCCGGGAAGCACGCCGGCCGCCAGUGUCGGGCAACCAGAGUUGGGGCCAGGUGUACGAGGACCUGAGGUACAAGCUGGCCCUGGAGUUCCCCAGCGGGUACCCCUACAACGCGCCCACCGUCAAGUUCCUCACCCCCUGCUACCACCCCAACGUGGACCUGCAGGGAAACAUCUGCCUGGACAUCCUCAAAGACAAGUGGUCGGCCUUGUACGACGUCCGGACCAUCCUGCUCUCCAUCCAGAGCCUGCUGGGAGAACCAAACAUCGAAAGCCCCCUCAACACAGAUGCUGCAGAGCUCUGGAAGAACCAGGCAGCUUACAGGAAGCAUCUCCAUGAAUCGUAUGCAAAGCAUAUGAAGAGCCAGGAUCCCUGAUGCCCACCUGCCUCCCCCUCGCCCGCUUGUUCCUGCCUGUGGUCGUCACCCCGGUGGUGUCUCUCCCCACCCACACCCGCUCCGCCUCCGGUUCUAUCCUUGGAGUGAUCUGUACAGGAAUGCCGCCUUGUAUUAUAGGUUGUUUUUAAAUUUAUUUGGCAUUUUGUCCUGCUGCUUAAUGUAUAAAUAAAUGUUUCCUCCUUUUUUAAAAAACAAAACUAUCCCAG
This is a messenger RNA of Pogona vitticeps (central bearded dragon), 869 nucleotides long. NCBI's taxonomy places the organism in Eukaryota, Metazoa, Chordata, Lepidosauria, Squamata, Agamidae. The record is from RefSeq and is a predicted model, not a curated record.